CUCUAAUUACACAACUGAUUGGGCCAGCUGUUCUCGGUCACCUCAUUUUUGUUUUCCUUGCUUUUAUUUAUAAUAAUUAACCAAAUACACAGACCGCCAGCUGGAUGUAUCAAUAAAAGAAUGUGUAAUGGAGACGCUGCCAUGUGCCAGCCAACAGCAACAGCAGCAACAGCUCGGAAAUCUCAGCAUGGACUCGAGUCUGGGCGAUAAUGUGGUCAGCAUACCCAAAGAACUGAUUCUACUAUCGCUCGUCUCCCAACAGCAAUGCCUGUACAAUCCCAAGCACCCGCACUACCGCAGUACAAAGAGCAAGGAUGAGAAAUGGGCCGAGAUUGGCGGUCAAGUGGGUUGGUCAGACACACAAUGCAAGGGCAAAUGGAAGGCCCUGAGGGAUCAAUACUGCCGAGAGCUGAAGCGCGCCAAAUCCUGUGCCAAAGCCGUCAAGUGGAAAUACUUCAAGGAACUUGACUUUCUGCGUCCAUAUGCGCUGGCGCGAAACUAUCGGGGAAGAUGUGGACAGAAUGCCAAUGGUAUUGUGUCCACAGUGGCGCCCUUGACGCUGCCCAUCAACAACUCGUUUAGCAGCAACAGCAGCAGCAGUCAGAACCUGCAGCUAACCGGCAGCAUUAAGAUCGAAGAUGCCACGGCAGCCACUCUCCUGGACAACUGCAGUAUUGUUCAGUUUCUGCAACAGCAUGUGCCAUCUACAACGUCGUCUGGGGCUGGGGUCGUCACGACGUCCACCGACAAGAAGUCCGGAUCAGCUUUCAUUGCCAAUCACAUAAACAAUGUCCUGCAGCAGCAGCCAGGAAAUAACUGGAGCUACCUGACCGAUGCAGGAGGCGGAUCGACUGCGCCCAGCAUGGUGCAGUGCGGCGCGCAGAAUUCCACCACGGUUGUGGAGAUUGUCGACUGUGUAAAUGCCACAACAAAUCAGUCAAACUCUGCGGCUACAACAAAGGCAGCCACAGCAGCGGCGACAACGUCGACGACGAACGCCGAGGAGGAAGAUGAUGAUCCCAUACACACGUUCCUCAAUAUGGAAAGCUAUUUCGAGAAAGAACUGAUUACGCUGAUACAGCAGGAGGAUAUGAUCUACAACUAUGGCAAUGAGAACUAUCGCAAUGCCAAGCUAAAAAUGGAAGUGUGGGAGGAGAUAGCUCGCAAACUAAAGAAGUCGGUGAAACAGUGUCGGCUCAAGUGGAAAGCCUUGCGGGACCAAUACGCACGCGAGCACAAACGUCUGAGGACCCUGAUGCAAAUAGAGGCCACAUCGCGAUGGAAGCACUACGAUACACUCAGCUUCCUGCAGAAGUACAUACAACAAAAGUCGCUUGAGGGAGAUCCUCCACUCAGUAUGCUGCUGCCCAAGCAUGAUCUAGAGGAGCAUCUGGGUGGUCAUGACUCCCAUUCUCCGCCGACACAGCAAAGCACCAUGGAAACGUCUUCGGCUAGCUCACAGCUUAACAUGCCCCUGCCAACCCUGACGGGUCCACACAAGUCCGAGCUGACCAAUGCGUUGCGAGAGCAGCAGCAGCAGCAGCAGCAGGAGGAGCAGAACCAGCAGGCCAGGGAGCUUUGUGUGGCCAGCUACGAUGACAUGGACAUUGAGAACUACAUAAAUGGCGAUGCGCACCACAAUGACGAGGACGACGACGAUGAGGAUGAGGAGAUGGAGAGCACAACGGUGCCAGAGGCGACUACCCAGCAACAAGAACAACACGUGGUGGGCUAUGACCAUGAGGAAGGGUCCGUCUACAUGGCCGUUCAGAGUGUUGGCAAUGGCCUGACCAAACAGGAGCAGCUCAACGAUGCCCCGAAUAAUCUGGAGCAGCUGCAAUCCGCUGGUGGCUAUCAGCAGAAGCUGGACGUUGAAACGCCCACAACUCCACGCUAUCAGAACGCUGCAACCACACCGUGCUCCACGCCAACAUCGCGCUAUUACGCCAAUCAAAUCUCACCCCCCAAGAGCGGACAUCUGGAGUUUGCAGCCAGCAGCAGCAACGGCGAGGAGGAUGAAAUCGGUGCCUUCUUCAAGGCAGUCGCAAUGAAGAUUCGCAGUGCUCACAUGGAUCCGCUGGCCUUUACAGAUCUACAAAUCGAUAUACUCCGUGUCAUCAAUGAGGCACUGCGAAACCACUAGGAAGAGACAGAGAGAGAGAGCGAGGCGGAGACCAUUGCGGACCAUUUACGGUUUCAGGACGUUUCAGUUUAAUUGUAGCUCCUAAGUGUUAUUUGAAAAGUGUUUUUUUCUAAUUUAUAGUAGAGUUGAUAAUUUCGUAAACUUCUUUAAUAUUAUUUUGUGAACCGAAAACCUUUCAAGCAAAACGCCAAACGGCAGACGAUCCAAGAGCUACGAAUGUGUUUAAUGUAUUGUAAAUAGUCAGAACAAAACCAUAAAUACGAGUACCAGUAAUGUUUAAUAGCUUGGGAGGAUGCUUCCCUUCCGGUAGUUAGCCACGCAAAACCGGAACUAAAAAAUAUUCUGAUUUACGAGUAUAUUUGUAACCAAAUACAUUGAUUGUACGCCUAGCAAUGGCCUACAAUAGCAAACAAAAACAUAAAAUAUAUAUUU
Drosophila obscura is the source of this 2575-nucleotide messenger RNA. RefSeq lists its product as uncharacterized. The transcript is spliced from 5 exons. Bases 128 to 2143 code for a protein of 671 amino acids. Gene Ontology annotation, cellular component: nucleus; transcription regulator complex. The record is from RefSeq and is a predicted model, not a curated record. Gene Ontology annotation, biological process: regulation of transcription by RNA polymerase II. Lineage: Eukaryota; Metazoa; Arthropoda; Insecta; Diptera; Drosophilidae.